Molecule: messenger RNA, 2550 nt
Organism: Scophthalmus maximus (turbot)
Lineage: Eukaryota; Metazoa; Chordata; Actinopteri; Pleuronectiformes; Scophthalmidae
Product: UDP-glucuronosyltransferase 2A1
Exons: 2
Coding region: 781-2358 (525 amino acids)
Molecular function (GO): UDP-glycosyltransferase activity
Source: RefSeq, a predicted model, not a curated record
UAUGUUACAGUCAGUUUGGAGGACGAGUGGAAAACUGAGAGAGUAUAUGUUUUACUUUUGGAUUUUACUUUGAGUCUACUGAUACUUUCCCGACUUAAAAUGUAUUUUUAAAAAAAAUCAGUUUUGACAACCAACUUUGCUGUAUGAAAUCUGUUGGAUUAUUUUGACUAAAGUUGAAUCAAUUUAACAUUUACUUUUGACAAACCAGUAGAAAGUCUGAAAACUCAGAAAAUAAAAACUACCACAGUUUUUAACUUAUCUAUAUUCAAUGUGUAUGCUAAAUUAAAAACUACAUUCAAGAAAAAACUAAUCUAAAUGUUGAUACCUUAACCGAGAACAGUGUUUGCUGUUCAGUCAUUAACAGUAGUGUUCCAGGCUGUUGAAGUCAAAUAGCAGCUAUUAAAUAAAAAAUAAAUCAUUUUUCAGAAGACAAGACAACACACAUGUGGAAGCAUUGCAAACUGUAGUGUCACAGCCUCAACCUUUUAUGUACCUAACUUAACACUUAAGACAGGAAAAUUAAUGCGGCAGUUUUCAAAUUUCUUGUUUUGUGGUCUUUUAUUUUUGUUACUGCUACUUGCAUAACAGUUUAACUCCAUGGACAACCUUUGCUCCAUAUCACACUUUCUUAUCACCUGUGUAUUUAAGAACUUUAAAUUGCAGUAGCAUGUCUCAAAGUCCUUCCAGGUCGGACCCUGGAAGAACUAGCAUUCAUUGUGCUCUCUGGCAAAGGACAAGACAGUUGUUGUUUUUUACACCGCCGGCCAGUUAAGAACAACAAUGAAUUGUCCCUGGGUGUGGAUCACUUUCUGUGUGACCUGUUCAACUAUGGUUUAUGGUGGGAAAGUACUUGUUUUGCCAGUGGACGGGAGCCACUGGGUGAACAUGAAGGUCAUUAUAGAGGAACUAUUCUCAAGAGGCCAUCAGGUUACUGUUCUGCGAUCAUUCAACAGCUGGUACAUCAAGGAAACCUCCGCAUUUUAUACUUCAGUCACACUGAAUACCGAGUCUGGAUUUGAUGAAGACCUCAUAACCACAUUUGUGACCCAGUUGCUGGAAAUCCAGAGGGAAGGAAAGUCUGCCUGGACACGUUUUAAACUGGAAAUGGAACAAUCAAAAAAGGCCUGUGAGAUACACGAGAAAACAUGCAGAAUGCUUGAACAGCUUUUCGAAGACAAAGACCUGAUAAAGUCACUACAGGAUGCAAAUUACGACCUCUUCCUAACAGACCCUGCUAUCCCAGGGGGUGUUUUACUUGCCCACUACCUCAGGUUACCUCUUGUUUUUAAUGUCAGAUGGACUAGUCAAGGCGAAGGGCAUUUUUCAAUUGCACCUUCUCCUUUAUCUUAUGUGCCAAUGACAGGAACCGAGCUAUCAGAUAAAAUGAGCUUUCUCGAGAGAGUUCUUAACAUUGCUAUUUUUGGCUUCACAGAAUAUCAAAUUGCACAGUACAUCUUUCCAAGUUAUGAUGCCUUGAUUAAAAAAUAUCUAGGUCCAGAUGCCGACUUUUUAUCUCUGUUUCAAGCAGCAGACUUGUGGCUGAUGAGAGUGGACUUUGUGUUUGAGUUCCCCCGUCCCACCAUGCCGAAUGUUGUCUAUAUGGGAGGGUUCCAGUGCAGACCAGCAAAACCUCUGCCUCAACACCUGGAGGAUUUUGUGCAGAGUUCUGGAGAACACGGGGUCGUCAUCAUGUCUCUGGGGACUUUGAUUGGAGAGCUCCCCCCUGACUUAGCCGAUGAGAUCGCUGCAGCUUUUGCUAAAUUACCUCAGAAAGUCAUCUGGAGGCAUAAAGGUGACAGACCAGCCACUCUGGGCAACAACACUUUACUAGUGGACUGGAUGCCACAGAAUGACCUCCUGGGACAUCCAAAGAUUAAACUGUUUGUGGCUCAUGGAGGAACCAAUGGAGUUCAAGAGGCAAUCUACCAUGGAGUUCCUAUACUGGGACUUCCAUUGAUUUUUGAUCAACGUGAUAAUCUAUUCAGAAUUGAAGUCAGAGGAGCAGGAAAGAUAGUUAAUUUUUUUACUUUGAAUGAAGACAUUUUCUAUCAGGGUAUUCAGGAAGUCCUGAAUGAGCCCUCCUACAGGAUGAACAUGCAGAGACUCUCCAGGCUGCACAGAGAUCAGCCAAUGAAGCCACUGGACAGCGCCCUCUUCUGGAUAGAGUUUGUCAUGAGACACAAAGGUGCAGCUCAUCUGAGAACAGAGUCCUACAGACUGCCCUGGUAUUCCUACCACUCUGUAGAUGUGAUGCUGCUCUUAGUUGGAGUUGUGCUGAUUAUUUUGGGCGCCUUUGCUGCCUUAAUAAGGUGUUUGUGCUGUAAACUCUGUCUUAGAACAAAGGGUAAAUGUGAUUAAAACAAAAAAAAUCUAUGUUGCACUCAAACUAAAAUUUAAACAAAUACGUCUUGUUAUAUAUGUCCUUGCAAUAUGUGAAACAUGAUAAUGGUGGCUUACUUAGACUGUGAUUUUAUGGGGAUAAUAUAAAUACAUUUCCAAUAUGUAGCAAUUAGUGUUGGUGUGAUUCUAUUAAAAAAAUGGAAAUCUAAA